CGACGCGAGAGUUUAGUUUUGUGGUGUCCAAAUAAAAGAGACGAUGGCAGGAAUUUGGGGUGUUUUUCGGGGCGAAAGGGCUGAAACUCCGUCAAAAGGGUCUCCCUAAAUCCCUGCAGAGAGUCUUCUUCGCGAAAAACUGUGGAAAAAGGCAAUGAAAAGGGCGUGAAUCGAGGUUCAAACGUGAGAAAUCAAAGGUGUGUGAUUCAUUGGAAUUCCGAGAGUGUUUUGACACAGUUUCAUGUUGUCUUUUUCGUGAUACUGGGAGUUGGAAUGCCAGAUAUUUGAUAAAGGAAUUCCCGAAGACAAUCUCUUGCUCAUGUGAUUUGUGCGCGGAGUGCUGGAUUGUGACUUUGGGGCGCCCUUUUGUGUGACCUCCAGUGACAAGUGGAGGACGCCAUACAUUCCUCACCAGGAGGCUCUCGAGCUGCUCUGCGGGGCCCCGUGUGCGGAAGGUGAGCCAUGGAGCUGAAAGUGUGGGUGGAGGGCAUCCAACGGAUCGUCUGCGGGGUCACCGAGGCCACGACCUGCCAGGACGUGGUCUUCGCCCUGGCGCACGCCACUGGCAAGGUGGGCAGAUUCACCCUGAUCGAGCGCUGGCGGAACAACGAGCGGCUCCUGGCGCCCACUGAAAAUCCCCUGAAGAUCCUCAUGAAGUGGGGCGAAUACUCCAGCGAUGUGCAAUUCAUCCUGCAGCGGAGCGACCAGCCGAAAACGCCCGCUCUGCAGUCUCCGCAGCAAGUCCUACGACAGCAGCAGCGUCAGCAGGAGCAGCAGAACAGCCAGGAUCUCGCCCAGACUGUCCUUGUGUCGCCCCAGAGCGAUCGUCUCAAGGAGAACAUGUCCCCGAUCGAGAGGGGCCGCGAGACGCGCAAGAGCUUCACCAGCGGCAGCCUCGAUCUCAAGUCCGACAACGUGGGCAUCGUCCGGGGAGUGCCCCAGAAGUCUCCCACGCCACCGAAGACCUCCAUCACGCCCAAUCAUACACCGCAGGGCUCCAAUGAGCCUCUCUAUGCGGGCGUCGUGAAGCCCAGCCAGGCGUCCGCCGCCACUGUGGCCAAGAGUGGAGAAUUCACGUCGGCCGACGUGCGAAACGCUCUGGACCGCAAAACCAACGCCAGCGUGCUGUCCGGCAGCAGCGAGAGCGUCCUCGAGGGCCCCCCGAUAUCGUCAAACGGCGCUCUCGUGCCGCCACCUUACCGAGAUCCGCCGCCGCCGCGAAACUCCCCGCUCCAGCACGUGGCGAAGGUGGAAACGCCACCGCGAAGCGUGGCCGGGGGCAGUCUAGAGCUGAUGGAGGCGCAGUAUCUCCACAAUGGGGCGCAGUACCGCGACCUCAUUCAGCUGAUAAAGCUGCAGCGCGAGAAGAUCAGCAUGCAGCAGGCGGACCUCACCAAGUACGACGCGGAGAUUGUGUACCUGGAGAGCAAGGAGCGCGAGCAGGCGCAGCAACUGGAGGCGAUCGCUCGCGAGAUCAGCAAGACCGAUCAGAUCUUCAGGCAGGGCAACGAGCAGCUCCAAACAUUGCAGUACGUGGAGGAGGAGAACGAGCUGGUGAGGCAGCAGGAGAAGACGCUCAAGUCUGAGAUAACGCUACUGCGCUCCAAAUUGGCCAACUGUGAAACGGAGCUUCUGCAGUGCAAGAACAAAAUUCGACACCUCAUGGAUGACAUACAAAUCGAGCAGAGAGCCCUCAAUCGGCAGUUUGACACGCGGCAGCAGAUGGAGCGGCAGAUUGUGGUGGAGGUGGAGCGGAUACAGGCGGACAUUGAGCAGAUCGUGAAGACAGCCGAGUCGUCCAACAAGACAAUGGAGAACCUGAAGAAGGAGGUGUCCUUCAUUGAGACUGCGAUAGCGGAGAAGAAGAAGCAGGUGGAGCACCUGGUGAAUGAGAUGAAGGAGGUGAACCUGCAGAGCCUCGCCGUGGCGCCCUCGGAGGAGAUCCGCCACCUGCUGGAGGGCUCCAAUCGUCCCGGCAGCACGCGCCGCAUCAUUGGGUCGCCGCGGCAGCUGGAGAACGCCGUGCCCACCAGCAAAAACCCCCACGGAGUGUGGGUGUGAACGCCACACGCGGGAGAUCAUCACAGCCCUUUUCGUAGUUCAAAACAUUCUUGCAUUUAUUGCCAACUUUCUACCACGUAUUUAAUUUAUCAACUGAUUCUAUAUAUAUAUAUAUAUAUACUUUGCAUUUAAGCCCUUUUCACUUAGGUUUUAUCACCCCCGACUUAUUACCAAUGCAAUAAGACGUUAGGCAUAUUUUUAUUUGAGCAUAUUAGACACAAAAGAAAAGACAUUGUGCAAUUCUGACUGAAGUAUUUCCGCCAUUUUAAUGGGAUUUUGAUUGUGAGAAAGUCUGAUAAAGGAGUGGAAGAUGAACACUUUCGCGAGUUGUGAAAUCGCGUUAAUUGAGGAUUAGUAUGGAAUGCAAUUAGAAAACAUCAUUUUCGCAAUAAAUCACUCUCAACAGUCAGGCAGGGGUGACAAAAAAUGCCGAAGAAGUGUAUUAAAAUUUGCAGAUGGUGUUGAUUAACAAUGGACUUUAUGGCUUUUUCUCAAAGAGCAGAAGGCUAAUUGCGCUGAAGUUGAUUUCUAUUGAAUUUUACAUGGAAGCUGAGAAGCCCCUGAAUCUUAUGUGUUUAGCAAAUAUUUUAGUCAGAAUUGCAAUCGUAGUGUAGAUUUUAGCUGAGGAAUGUGAUUUUAUGUAAUUUUAUUGCGACUUUU
Molecule: messenger RNA, 2721 nt
Organism: Phlebotomus argentipes
Lineage: Eukaryota; Metazoa; Arthropoda; Insecta; Diptera; Psychodidae
Gene: RASSF8
Product: ras association domain-containing protein 8
Exons: 4
Coding region: 463-2061 (532 amino acids)
Biological process (GO): signal transduction
Source: RefSeq, a predicted model, not a curated record